Messenger RNA from Alternaria arborescens, 771 nucleotides. RefSeq lists its product as hypothetical. Gene Ontology annotation, cellular component: mitochondrion. The record is from RefSeq and is a predicted model, not a curated record. The transcript has a single exon. NCBI's taxonomy places the organism in Eukaryota, Fungi, Ascomycota, Dothideomycetes, Pleosporales, Pleosporaceae. Bases 1 to 771 code for a protein of 256 amino acids.
AUGGAAGCAUACCCAAAGCCCCGCCACCAGUACAUCUAUAAUCCCCGAUACGGACAACGUGGCCUCCUCACCUAUGCCGGCCAGGCCGCCAAUGGCGCCGCACCCACCGGCGUCGUUGGAGGCGGCUUUGGCUACGGUGGGUUUGGAGGCGUUGGCGUUGGUAUGGGUGUAGGAUAUGGGGUAGGUGCUUACCAACCUGCGGUAUACAACGCCCGUCCCCUGUACCCUCAAACUUACGCCACCAACUACUAUCCCCCGAAUUACUCCUAUCCUUCCUACGGAGGUGUCUAUGGCUACUACAACUACAACUUGUAUGGUUCGCUGUACCCACUUGCUAACUUCUAUUGCCCCUACCAGAGGACCUACUACAAUACAGUACCCACUUAUGGCUACACAGCGCACGUCUACCCACCCGGACCGACUACCACUACCACUACCUACCACGUGACGAAUAGCCAGGCUCAAAACUAUUCAACACCCGUCACACAAACGGUCAGGGAGACGAGACCAGCAUACGUCCACAGUCACGCGCAGCAAGGCCCCACACGCGAGGACAUCCAAAUGGAGAGUCGGAGGAUUGCGACUGAGCGUGGUUCGUACGAUCCGCGAAAGAUCAGGCCAGCCGAUGCACGCGACGACGAUCCCUUCUGGUGUCGCGAAGUCAACGGAGAGUGGCAUCUCAGGUCCUACUAUCAGAUCGAGAACGAGUGCCAUCCCGGUCGUUGGAUGAUGGAUGCUGAUAUCGGCUUCCUUGUAUUUCAUCGCGCGUGA